GUGAAGUACACAGUAUACGUUCAUCGCGCUGUGCAGGAAAGUGAGCGGCGUUUCAGGGAACGGAAAGGUAAGGUGAGAACACCAUCAUGAGCACGUGCACACAAGCCAAGAGGCUGGAGGCUGCCGGACAGUCUCACCUCCUGCAGUUCUGGGACGAGCUGAGCGCGGCGGAGCAGGCCGAGAUGAGCCGUGACCUGGAGGACAUGGACUUGGAGGAGAUCGAUGGCUUCUUCCGCACGGCCAUGUCAACCUCCUGCCAGGCCUCGCAGGAGAAACUGGAUAGCCGUAUGGAGCCGGUGCCUGUAGAGGUGCUGGGCAGUGUCACCCGGGACCGGGAGAGGCUCCACAGCUGGGAGAAGGAAGGGCUCCUUCGCAUUUCUCAGAACAAAGUGGCCGUUCUUCUGCUGGCUGGCGGUCAGGGCACUCGGCUGGGAGUGUCCUACCCGAAGGGGAUGUACGAUAUCGGCCUGCUGUCCCACAAAACCCUCUUUCAGAUCCAAGCUGAGAGAAUACUGAAGCUUCAACAGCUCGCUGAGCGGGAGCACAAGUCCCAGUGCUGCAUACCGUGGUAUAUAAUGACCAGCGGCCGAACUAUGGAAUCCACCAAAGAGUUCUUCUCCCAGCACAAUUACUUUGGCCUGAACAGGGAAAAUGUGAUCCUGUUCCAACAAGGAAUGCUUCCAGCCAUGGAUUACAAUGGGAAGAUCAUUCUCGAAGGAAAAGGCAAAAUUUCCAUGGCACCAGAUGGAAACGGAGGCCUUUACAAAGCACUCGGGGCACAGAAGAUUUUGGAAGACAUGGAGCAAAGAGGGAUCGAAUAUAUCCAUGUCUACUGUGUGGACAACGUCCUGGUCAAGGUGGCAGAUCCCACCUUUAUUGGCUUCUGUGUGCAAAAUGGUGCGGACUGCGGAGCCAAGGUCGUGGAGAAGGUCAACCCCUCGGAGCCCGUCGGUGUCGUCUGUAAAGUUGACGGCCGCUUCCAGGUGGUGGAGUACAGCGAGAUCACCCAGGUGACCGCAGAGAAGCGCAGCUCAGAUGGUCGGCUGAUGUUCAACGCAGGAAAUGUGGCGAACCACUUCUUUACCCUCUCCUUCCUCAGAGACGUCGUAAAAGUCCACGAACCCCAGCUGCAGCACCAUGUGGCGCAGAAGAAGAUCCCGUUUGUGGACCUGCGGGGACGGCUCGUCAGCCCAGACAAACCCAACGGGAUCAAAAUGGAGAAGUUUGUCUUUGACAUCUUCCAGUUUGCCAAGAAAUUUGUUGUGUUUGAGGUCCUGCGGGAGGAUGAGUUCUCCCCAUUGAAGAACGCAGACAGCAACAGUGGGAAGGACAACCCCACAACGGCGCGCAAUGCCCUCAUAUCGCUGCACCGCCGCUGGGUCCUGAACGCUGGCGGGCGCUUCAUCGACGAGGCUGGGGCUCCUGUCCCGGUCAGUCCCAGUCUGAAGGAUGUCACUGACCAGACAGUCAAGUGUGAGAUUUCUCCACUGCUCUCAUAUGGAGGAGAGGGCUUGGAAGAACUAGUACAAGGCAGGAAUUUCCGUCAUCCUCUAGUCAUCGACAAUAAGGGUGCCCAUGAGCUCCUGAAGAACGGGCAUUGACGCUGAAGUACAAAGACAGCUGAAGGAACCGUCAUAAAACAAUCUCAUCUUUUUACCCGUCCUAUUUGCUGACUUAAGGCCAGAAACCUGGAUACUUCCGUGUAAUAAAAUGCAGGACUUCAGCUUUUAGCUAUUAGUCUGAAUGAGGGUUAUAAAAUUAAUAUAUGUUUUGCUAUGAUGUGUUUUUAACAAUGAGGAAAAAUGAGAGAGCCUGUUUGCAUCUCUUUAGCAUUUCGUCAACGGUCUUACAACAGCUGGCACUGUUUUUAAAGAGUCAAUAUAAAUAUUGAAGUAUUUACUUAGGAUACUAGAAGGGUUUAAAGUUUUGUUUUUGUUUUCAUCUCCCAAAACUAAUGUUACCAUUUUUAUUUGCAGAAUUAUAUUAACAGAAUGUUAGUAAUUUCUUAGUUAUCUUCAUGGUGUGUCUCCAUUUUCCCUUUGUAGUGUAAGUUUUGCGAUAGACUCUUGAGGUUCAGCCAUGUAUCCAGUGGGUAACUUCUGUUGGAGAAAUAUUGGGGUAAAAUCAGGUAGCAUUUCGUAAAAGCAAAGCCCACAUGUGCCUGUCACUUAAGCCAAAGGGAAACGUCAGAUACACUUGCAUGAUUUUUGUCGACACCAGUUUUCAGUGCUGUCUUUUUUACUUAUGUGUUUGGGUUGAAUGGAUUGAACAGAUUGGAUUUUUUAAAUUUGUCAAUUUCAUUAAAUUUCUGUAAAAAUGUAAUAGAUGCAGCUUUAAAUAGAGUAUGAUUGCUUGCGGAAAUCAAGAAAAGACUGUCUAAAUCAUAUGGUAAAUCUGGAGUUAAAGUGGCUGUAUUACUACAAUGAAUUGUUAUAAGGCCAGCACUCAGAAGUAACUUUUUUUAU
This is a messenger RNA of Scleropages formosus (Asian bonytongue), 2465 nucleotides long. Its product is annotated as UDP-N-acetylhexosamine pyrophosphorylase-like. Bases 87 to 1601 code for a protein of 504 amino acids. Lineage: Eukaryota; Metazoa; Chordata; Actinopteri; Osteoglossiformes; Osteoglossidae. The record is from RefSeq and is a predicted model, not a curated record. The transcript is spliced from 10 exons. Gene Ontology annotation, molecular function: UDP-N-acetylglucosamine diphosphorylase activity. Gene Ontology annotation, biological process: UDP-N-acetylglucosamine biosynthetic process.